UGUAGAUAAAACUGUUACCGCAAAGGUUUUGAUUAUGUUCGUUUUCUUUUAUAAAUAUAGCUUACACACAGGAAGGUACUGAAAAGAGAGUGGAAAAAAUCAUGUUAUUGACGAUAAAAGAAGAAGUAGAUGAAGUAAGUAAGUAAGUAAUUUAUUUUCCAUAAGUACAUACAUAACGUGUACAUACUGACUGUUGAAUGAAUGUUGAAGUUAUUUGUCAUCUCAUGUGCUUAUCACCAGAUGUUCUCUUCCCAGACCUAUCACAGCCAUUGGUGUGUGUGUGUGUGUGUGUGUGGUGGUAGAACUAUGGAGCGCUACACAUGGAACUCAGGGUCAAGAGAUAUGUAUAAAAGCCAGUGUCCCACGAAAGUGACACUCAGGGAAGUGAAUCACUCUCGAGACGUAACCAUGUUCUUGCUGGUCAGUUGUUUUGCUCUCGUGGUCUCUGCACUGGGGUGUGGAGUACCUUCUAUCAGGCCCCAAGUGAGCGGAUACAACAAGAUUGUAAACGGGCACAAUGCCGUGUCUGGGUCCUGGCCGUGGCAGGUUUCUCUUCAGGAUGGUCGUGGAUUCCACUUCUGUGGAGCUUCCCUGAUCAACCAGUACUGGGUUGUCACUGCCGCUCACUGCCGUGUGUCUCCUAGAAGCCACCGUGUUAUCCUAGGAGAAUAUGAUCGUCAGAGCAACGGUGAGCAAAUUCAGGUCAAGACCAUUUCCAGGGCCAUCACUCACCCCUACUACAACGCCCAGAACUUCAACAAUGACAUCACCCUCCUGAAGCUGUCAUCCCCAGUGCGGAUGGCAUCCCGUGUGUCUCCUGUGUGCCUGGCCUCCUCCAGCACCAACAUCCCCUCUGGAACCAAAUGUGUCACCACUGGGUGGGGCAAGACCGGCCAAACCUCAAGCCCCCGCAUCCUCCAGCAGACGGCCCUGCCCCUGCUCACCCCUACUCAGUGUAAGCAGUACUGGGGUUACAACAAAAUCUCUGAUGCCAUGAUCUGUGCUGGUGCUUCUGGAGUGUCCUCGUGUCAGGGUGACUCUGGUGGUCCUCUGGUCUGUGAGAACAGCGGAGUGUGGUCCCUUGUAGGUAUUGUGUCCUGGGGUACCUCCAACUGCAACGUGCGCACCCCUGCAGUGUAUGCCCGUGUGUCCUACCUGCGGCGCUGGAUUGACCAGACUGUUGCUUCCAACUAAAAUGCAACAACAUAAAUCGUCAAUACAGAUGUGCAUCAUUCUGCUAAUCACUGUGAUCAAUGAGUGAUUCUGCGCAAUAUUACAAUUGAUGUUGAAUGGAAGCAACACCUGGCUGUACUGCUUUGUUUGGUGCAUGUGUGAGAAAUGAUUCAUGCAAUAUAAAACUUGUAAUAACACCAAUGUUGGUUGUUUUCAUGUUUUACACAAACAAGGUAUGCUAAGCAGAUCAGAGCUGUUUUAACAUGCUCGAGUUGGGUUGCUAUUGUCUAGAUAUUUGGUAUAGUGGUCUCUAACUUCAUGUUAUUAUUGGUCUUACAUAUUUUGUAUCAUCUGCACACCUAAUGUAUUAGAAGACACACCUAGAAUAAACAAUUUGACAUUUCCCAUAUCCAAAUAGUGCCAUAGAUUGACACUUGUAUUUCCAAAGGUCUCCGUUCUGAAGUUAACUCUUUCUAAACGUAUAGAGCACAUGUUACAAAACAGUUUGUUGCAAUUGUCAAUGCUGCAUAUGUACAAAUGUCAAUAAAUCGGACACAGUAGACAACCCUGUACAUGAAAAGGCAAAGAAAUCCCUCUUUUCACAAAGUGUGUAAAUCAUCUUGUUCAAACUACCGUCAGCACAUUAACCAAAGUCCUGUAGUAGAACAAAUGUGUUAUUGCCCAAAUACUGACUCACCACUUAACUUCCUGUAACUGCCAGCAAUAUUGCAACACAACAUGUUUAAAUUGUGUUUAUUGUCUAACACUUAAUUUCUUAUAGAUUUGGCAUUACUGGGUCGUCACGCAAGUUGAUUGAUAUAAAAUACAAAAAGCAAACAUGCAUUUUAAAAGAAUGAAUCAUAUUGAAAAGCAAAUGUAGUUCAAGCUACUAUAAGUUGCCGUGUUGUCCAGUACUUGUGUUGAAUCCAUGCCUGCAAACUCAUGAGGGGUGAAAAAGGUGACAAGGGGACAACAAAGGGGGGGGGGGGGGGUGCAGGUUACUUUUUGUUGUCGCCACACCACAUCCACAUUGUUUGAUGACACCUCAAAGCUUUUAGAACUUCGGUAUUUUGAUUGUUCUGAUCGCAAAUCACAAUAAUAACAAACAUUUUUUUUAAAGGUCCUCUGAAAAAUUCAGUGAUCGGGCCCAAAUUAUAGUAAUUACAACUUUAAAUUGUCAUUACAUAUAAUAUGUUUUAAAUCAUUCAUGAACCAACUUCCUUUUUAUUGACUCGUGUGCUCUGCUGAGCUUUGAGCCUGUUCCAUGACUCUGUUCCAUCAGUCUGUUCCAUGACUCUGUUCCAUCAGCUUGUUCCAUCAGUCUGUUCCAUCAGUCUGUUCCAUCAGCUUGUUCCAUCAGCUUGUUCCAUGACUCUGUUCCUUCCUCUACCUGGUUGUCACGGUCCUAAAAUUAUAACUUCUAUACAAUACUUGCCAUAUCAUGAUACCCGAUACCAGAAUCAAAUACAAUAACAUAAAUACGAUACCAUAAAUAAGAUACUGGUUUAUUUAUCUACAGUAAUAAUAAAAUAGAAAACAUUUUUUUAAGCCGAAGACGGUCUCAAAAGCUCCGCAACUUAACGCCACUCGCUGUGUGAGAGCUGCACAGCGCAGUGCGUGGAGACAACAUUUAACGGAGCGGAGCAGCGCGUGCGCUCUGAUCGUGCGCUCUCUUAAUCAUGAAGUAUCGGUGCUAAAAAUAUGUAAAAUCAUAUCGUUUUUAACGUACGGGUACUUUGAUAGUAUAGAUCCACCGUGCAGCAUUACAGCAGUAGAAGUAGCGGGCUGACAUUCAAGCUAACCCUAACCCCAACCCCCCAAACGCUGUCGACAUCUUAACGCUGAUUGGCCAAGACUCGACACGUCCCAUCAAAGAUGUUUUAUUGUGAAGAGCA
This is a messenger RNA of Pseudoliparis swirei, 3068 nucleotides long. Its product is annotated as chymotrypsin-like protease CTRL-1. The record is from RefSeq and is a predicted model, not a curated record. The transcript has 7 exons. NCBI's taxonomy places the organism in Eukaryota, Metazoa, Chordata, Actinopteri, Perciformes, Liparidae. Bases 202 to 1194 code for a protein of 330 amino acids. Gene Ontology annotation, molecular function: serine-type endopeptidase activity. Gene Ontology annotation, biological process: proteolysis.